Messenger RNA from Schistocerca cancellata (South American locust), 1266 nucleotides. It is a transcript of the gene DNaseII, whose product is annotated as plancitoxin-1. Bases 60 to 1244 code for a protein of 394 amino acids. Gene Ontology annotation, molecular function: deoxyribonuclease II activity. Gene Ontology annotation, biological process: apoptotic DNA fragmentation. The record is from RefSeq and is a predicted model, not a curated record. The transcript has 7 exons. Lineage: Eukaryota; Metazoa; Arthropoda; Insecta; Orthoptera; Acrididae.
CCGUACUAAUGUCGAUUAAAUACGAAUAUUGGAACGAACUGUCAAAUUUUUAAAAAACAAUGUUUGCGGUUGACUUGUUUAUUUUUAUUUUGGCAUUGAGUGUGGUGAUGUCAGAUUGUUACCAAGAAUCAGUGCGGUGUGUUGAUGAAGAAAAUAAUGCAGUUGACUGGUACGUGAUUUAUAAGCUGCCAAAGAUAAAAGCUUCAGACAAUGUGUUAAUUAGAAAUGGUCUUGCAUAUCUAUACAUGACAUCCAAUGCAAGCAAAGGGUGGGUUUUAUCCUCAAAAUCAGUAAACAGCACUGAUUCACUGCCUGGCAGGACAAUGAGUCAGCUGUAUGAGUCAUGUUCAAAUCAAAAUAGCAGCCUUCUGUGGUUAAUAUACAAUGAUGAGCCAGUUAAUGGUACUUCAUCUUUAGAUCUAGGACACACAAAAGGAGUUGUUGUGGCAAAUAUGGAUGGUGGAUUUUGGCUGGUUCACAGUGUUCCUAAGUUCCCUCCUGUUCCUUGCACAUCACAGAUGUAUGGGUACCCUGCAACAGGACUUCACUUUGGGCAGAGUUUCUUCUGCAUUAGUAUGGCUGCCAAAUCCCUGGAUAUUGUGGGAGAACAGCUAUUGUACAAUGAACCAGAACUCUACAGUUCACAGAUACCUUUUAAUUUAAAGGAUGUAUAUCCAAAUUUAUCACUUGCAUCCCAGAAAAAAUGGAUAGAAGCUGCACCUUGGUUCCACAUAGCUACACUUACAUCCAUGAAAGGAGAUUCCUUUUGGUCUUUUGCAAAAUCACGUCACUUUGGGGAAGAUUUGUAUGCAGACCUAGUGGCUCCUAAUCUGAAAUCUGACCUCUUUGUUGAAUCGUGGCAAAAUGGUGAAGGAAAACUUCCAUCGGAGUGCCAGUCAGACUUCAUUGUUGAGAACAUUGCAGCUGUAACAUGCAACACUGGAAAAUCACAAGUGGUUGAAUUCCAUUCAAGUAAGGAUCAUUCAAAGUGGACAGUUACAAGUAACAGCAGCAAUCCAUGGGUCUGCAUUGGUGAUAUAAAUAGAAUGGAAUCUCAAAAGAAGAGAGGGGGUGGCACUGUGUGCACUUCCAACAAAGAUUUAUGGAUUGCUUACAAAAGUACUGUACAAUCUGUUGAUUCCUGCCCAGUGGCGCAAGAUUUUAACAACAAAGCCUCUUACAUGGAGAAACAAGCAACUGUGUAUUUAUUGUUAUUUACAUUCAUUUAUAACAACAUGAUAUAAAUGCAAUGAAAUUACUGACAGU